This is a messenger RNA of Necator americanus (New World hookworm), 378 nucleotides long. RefSeq lists its product as uncharacterized. The record is from RefSeq and is a predicted model, not a curated record. The transcript has a single exon. Lineage: Eukaryota; Metazoa; Nematoda; Chromadorea; Rhabditida; Ancylostomatidae. Bases 1 to 378 code for a protein of 125 amino acids.
AUGUGGAUCUCUUCGAGACCUCGAACGGGAAUCAGGGUGAACGGACAACCGAUAGAACUCGUCGAUAAGUUCUGUUACCUGGGCUGUAUGCUGAAGAACAACGGCAGCUACGAGAGAGAUGUUCAGCAAAGAUACGCUAAGGCCACUUCUGUGUUUAACUCCUUAACGAAAUACCUGUGGUCGACCUCCAUCACCAACGAAGUUAAGCUGCGAGUCUACCUAUCCGCAAUUCGCCCCAUCAUGAUGUACGGAUCCGAGAUUUGGACAGCACCAUCAACAGUGAUGGAGAGGCUUGAAUGCACAGAACGAAAGCUGUUCAGACGGCUACUUGGCUACUUUUGGCCUAGGGUAAGCCACAACGAAGAUCUUUACGCAUAA